Messenger RNA from Phasianus colchicus (ring-necked pheasant), 2786 nucleotides. RefSeq names its product myelin protein zero like 2 (gene MPZL2). Gene Ontology annotation, biological process: cell-cell adhesion. Lineage: Eukaryota; Metazoa; Chordata; Aves; Galliformes; Phasianidae. Gene Ontology annotation, cellular component: plasma membrane. The record is from RefSeq and is a predicted model, not a curated record.
GAGACCUGCAAGCCAGGCAAUUCUACAGAACUAUCAACCAUGGCAAGAGCUUAUCCUUCCAGCAUACCCUACUUGAAUGCACUGAAUAUAAUGUGCUCAGAUGGUGCAUGCACUGUGAGCUCAAUGCGUCUGAGAUACAUCAAUCUUACAGGUGCUAAAACACCUCAUUCCUGCUUUGGCACCACCGCAAAGGCAAUUAGCACCAGUCACAAUGAAAGUUCAUAACCUGGGAUGGCUGCUUUGGAAGCUGGCCAAGGAUCAGACACAAGCCCAGUCGCAGCCGGUACAACUUAAAUGCUUUUACAUGAUUUAUGGUCUAACUUAUGGUUAGCAAACACCCUGCUAUUGCUAACGCACAUGCACAACUCAAUUUCAUGUCUCACGUGCCACUGGGAAAACGUUUUGUGUCUCACUGAGUUUCUCCAGCUCCUCAUGCCAUCACGUUGUUAAGCAUGCUGGGGCUUUCCAAGCAGUGCCUGGACUAGCACUAGCUUUGACUCAUAUCUGAGGCUGUUGUCUUCUGACUUUUCCAAGAACUUCACCAGCAUUAGAUAAUGCUGUUUCCCAAUUCUUCCACAGGGCAGCUGCAACAAAAAGCAGAGUGAUCGCCUCUCUUCAUUACAGGUACCUGUGCUUCAGCAGGACCCUUCCACGAUCUGAGUGCAUGCCCACAGUGCUGUCACAGGCUGGCUGAUCUGUUAUCUUUUUUUUGGUACUGUUUGCAACUUUUCAAUCAAACAAAUAGACUUCAUUCCUUCAGGCUAUCUCUAAACACCUCAAGGCAAAUCGGUGUUUAGGUGUAAAAUGCCGUCCCACAAGAGGGGAGUGGUUUCAAGUGGAAGCUGGGAGGAGGGAUGAUUGCAACACAAAAGAGCAAGGGAAUAUGGGAGGCAGAAGAAAUUAAUCUUACCUUGAAAAUCUGCCUGCUUUGCGCACAGAAGUGAGCUGUCUGGCUGCCGCACCUCUCCUUCAGUGCAGGGCAGUGACUCAAGCAAGAAGACGUGUUCACAUUGCCUUCCAGGCCAAGCUGAGAGAAAAGAAUUUGCUCAACCGUCCCAGGAAGGCUUUGAGAAACUCAUCUUUUAUCCAGUUAUCAAGAGCCUGAAACAAACUUCUCCCUGUGCUGCUCAGCCCGCAGAGCACGGACUUGUUUUCCCGAUGCCUAGCCACACCUGGCUGGGGGCUGUGCUCAUCCUUGGGGCACAGCUCCGAGCACUGUGGCCUGUCGCAGCCAUAGAAGUUUAUACUUAUAAGGAGGUGGAUGCUGUGAAUGGAACUAACGUACGGCUCAAAUGCACCUUCUCCAGCAGCAGCCCUAUUAGCCCACUGCUGUCAGUGACCUGGAACUUCCAGUCCGAGGACCUGAGCUCUCAUGAGCCAGUAUUUUAUUAUCUCAAGGAGCCCUACACACCAUCUGCUGGACGGUUCAAAGGGCGAGUCACUUGGGAUGGGAAUAUUGAGCGUUACGAUGUUUCCAUCGUUAUCUGGAAUUUACAGCCCACUGACAAUGGAACAUUCACCUGCCAAGUGAAGAACCCACGAGACAUCGAUGGCACCAUUGGAGAAGUGCGACUCAGAGUUGUGCAGAAAGUGAAUUUCUCCGAAAUCCACUUCCUUGCCAUAGCCAUUGGGUCUGCCUGUGGUUUGAUGAUCAUUGUGGUGACAGUUGUGAUUAUCUGUCGACAUCGUCGGAAGAAACAGCAAGAGAAGACGAUCGAGGUGGCAGACACUGAACUUAGAGAAAAGGAGAAGCUGAGGAAUAUAGAAGAGAAGGAAAUCACUCCAUUAGAAGACUAGAGGUCUCUGAUAGUAUAUACAAUGCAGGUACUUCUAAAGCAGAUGGUGAAAGCUUGUAAUUUUGGAUCUUAGAACAAAGCUGAAUUACAGACGCCUGAUGCUGGAAGUGUGGCAUCCCUGCUCAACCUGAAAUUCUUGCAAGAAAAGAGUGGCCUCAACAUAAGUUGUAAAGUGUUAUUUCCUUCACCGGAGAACAACAGGAGGCCCUUGCCCCGUGAACAAGGAACUGUCCUUAAUCUCCACAGCUGCCAAACAUGAGCAAAUUGGUUGUGAGGAUGAAAUGUCAGCCAAUUUGAACAAAGCACCGAGAUGAGUGACUGGAUAGAUAUUUGCUGUGUCUGAGCAGGCACACACUCGUGCACCUUAAAAAUCCAAAGGUACAUUCGGGCUGCCAGGUUAUUGUGCCCUGUCUGGGGUCACCUAAAGGAAGACCAUUAGGUGAGGGAUCCGAGGAGCUGCUACGGCGUACUUUAAUCUCGUUGCUACUUUAAAUGGAAAGUGUUACAGAUAACGAACGUCUGCUGUUUCUUGUUAGGGAUAACUGGACCGGUGGGUGUGUUUUUCACUCCAGUAGGCUUUGUCCAUGGGGUAGCUGACAAAACAUCCUCCCACUGGCACAGCACCAUUUCUCUGGAUGCUGCUCAAAGCCCCACGUACCAACCAGCACAUCGUACUCCUGUAAAUCCAUCCGUUUAACACUGUAUUCCCAUCCAACCUCAAGCAAACGGAACCCCAGGUCACUAAAACCUCUGAGCUAUUCCGGCGUUUAACCAACACUAAGUCAAAAUGUCAGCCUGUUUAUUUAAAGGGUAACUUUAUGGCUUCAUAACUCUGCGUGUAACGUGCUGACCGCGUUAUCUGUUUGUACAGUUUUGUUUUCUAUCGUGUCCAUCGUAAAUAAACGCGGUUCGUGGGUAGAAGUGACAACGUUAUGGAGAAAUUCACAUCGCACGCCGGGCUCCGUCCCGAGGCGCAGACCGCGGCCUACC